GAACAGACUUGACGAGAACGCGAGUACGGACUCGCGUUCUUGUGAAUUGAGAAACGGCCGUUGAUUAGUUAAAAGAAGCCGGACGUGUGUGCCUCAUCUCAUCUGUUAUGUGCAGCAGCAUCACGCAUCAAUUGACGGGUGACAAAGUUGGGGGCCCGUCCGGGAUAGUGCCUCCCGCUGGACUGGUGCCAUCUGUCAAAUAACCAUGAAUACCUGUUCUGUGAGCCGAUGACCUAAGUGCAAGACUUUUGGUGUCCAGAGAUGGCCGCCCUGCAUGAGCUGCAUUGGAAAAUCCAACAGCAGCUUCACCAGCUGGUUAAUGAGGCCAGAAGAGACCUGCUCCACCAGCUAGCAGGAUCAUGCAAAGAUGAGGUGGGAGAAGAGGUGCUAAGGGAGGAUUCGACUGAGGUGGAACUCUUUGACUUCAUUGUUGAUUUCUUAAGAAGUAAACAACUGAGGAGCUUGGAGGACCGUGGGAUGUCUCGUCUGCUGGUAUUUCGUGACCUCAUUGAUGAACUGCAAACACCGCAGGAAGCAGAGGCCGGAGCCCAGCACCAGUCGGCAGAUGAAGCGGAAAUAGCAUCUGUGUCCGAGACUGAGCCGAUCGUAGCAGCACCCAUCAUAAACAAGAGAGUCUCAACACCAGUGGUUGCAGUUCAGACCAACAUAACAACUUUUGAAGACGGCACAAAGCCGGAAAUGAAGAGAUUGGGACUUGACUCUUACCAGUGCCCGUUUUGCCCGAAGGUUGGGCCAUAUCACAGGCUAGUACCGCAUUUACAAAGCCACCAGAGGGCCUGCAUUAACUAUGGAGGAUAUAGAGUCUACAAAUGCCACCUGGGUUGUGUGGCCUACGGUCAUUAUCACUGUGGCUUUUGCCCCAGAAUUAUUAUCAGAAAAGAGUACUUCUUCACUCACUUUAAGAAGUGCCUAUGUCUACGCCGAGCAAUGGCAGUGGCUGUUCCAUCAGCGCUGCCUGUAGGGACCACGGGUCAACCAGCGUUGCCAGCAGGGACCACAGGUCCACCAGCGUUGCCAGGAGGGACCACGGGUCAACCAGCUUUGCAGACAGGGACCACGGGUCAACCGGCGUUGCCAGCAGGGACCACAGGUCCACCAGUGUUGCCAGGAGGGACCACGGGUCCACCAGCGUUGCCAGCAGGGACCACGGGUCAACCGGCGUUGCCAGCAGGGACCACGGGUCCACCAGCGUUGCCAGCAGGGACCACGGGUCCACCAGCGUUGCAGACAGGGACCACGGGUCAACCGGCGUUGCCAGCAGGGACCACGGGUCCACCAGCGUUGCCAGCAGGGACCACGGGUCCACCAGCGUUGCAGACAGGGACCACGGGUCCACCAGCGUUGCAGACAGGGACCACGGGUCAACCGGCGUUGCCAGCAGGGACCACGGGUCAACCAGUGUUGCCAGCGGGGACCACGGGUCAAUCAGCUUUGAUGCCAGGGACCACAGGCCAACCAGUGUUGGCGCCAGAGACUAAGGCUUUUGAAACUUGUCCCAUAGCUCCAGCAGCAGCAGCGGUGAAGACCCCCAAAAUAUUGCCGUCAAAGCACAGAAAAACCAGAUGUUGUUUGUGCAACUUGGAACUGCUACAAAAGAACCUGAAAGUGCACAUUCAGAGACAACACUUAUUAAAAACACCAGACAUCACGGCAAAUCACUCUGUGGAGUUUGUGUGUUGUGACGAAAAAGAGACGUUUAUACAGUUUUUAUGACGUACCCAUUACAUUCAUGUCCAAAGGCAUAGCUGGCAUGAGAAGUAACAGAUUGCCUGUCAAUUGGAUGCAUGCAACAGAUUCUAAUGGAAUGAAAUAUGUAUAAACAUAAAU
Messenger RNA from Fundulus heteroclitus (mummichog), 1848 nucleotides. Its product is annotated as nascent polypeptide-associated complex subunit alpha, muscle-specific form. The transcript is spliced from 4 exons. The coding region runs from base 262 to 1734 and encodes 490 amino acids. The record is from RefSeq and is a predicted model, not a curated record. Lineage: Eukaryota; Metazoa; Chordata; Actinopteri; Cyprinodontiformes; Fundulidae.